Cyclocybe aegerita is the source of this 381-nucleotide messenger RNA. NCBI's taxonomy places the organism in Eukaryota, Fungi, Basidiomycota, Agaricomycetes, Agaricales, Hemipholiotaceae. The record is from the annotation of a GenBank genome assembly.
AUGGCAGAAACACGCUCUAGGGCAUGGCCCCUUGCCGAUGCUAACCUUACCAACAAGAUCCUUGACCUUGUUCAACAAGCAGGGCAAUACAAGCAACUGAAGAAAGGCGCCAACGAAGCUACCAAAACACUUAACCGUGGUAUUGCCGAAUUCAUCAUCUUGACCGAGGACACUGAGCCUCUUGAAAUUUUGCUUCAUCUUCCCCUUCUGUGCGAGGAGAAGAACGUCCCUUAUAUAUUUGUACCCUCUAAAGCCGCGCUUGGACGUGCUUGCAACGUCUCUCGUCCUGUUAUCGCCGCCAGCGUUACGACCGGCGAAUCGAAGGAGCUUUCGAGCCAAAUCACCUCUGUCAAACAUGCGAUUGAGAAGGAGAUGUACUAA